AUGUUCAGUUGCCAACAUUGCAAACAGCCUAUUAAGAUCGAUGAGUCUCUUGUAGAUCUGAAUAAUACUUCAAUAGAUCUUUUAUUGGCUCCCCCUCCCGAGGAUGAUCUUCGUUCAACAACCUCAGUCUUGAAUAGCUCGGGAAAGUCUCUUAAUAAUAAUUUGCAACAAAUAUCACAUGCAUUCGAGUCUACUACUAAUAACUCAUUAGCUAAACGCUCUAAUGCAACUACACAUAAUUAUGGUCUGUCAAGAUCACCAACCAUCAACAAUAAAGAGUCUUUUUUGGGACCUUCUGAAUCCUAUGUAAUGCUAUCACGUUCGCAGGUUGCGCCGCCUCUUAACAGUUCAAAUGAACUACCUAUGGAUGCUAAUGCCGAUGAUCGACAAAGGGCAAGUUUAAGUUAUCGUCUAAAAUUAGCGAGACGUUUAUUUGAUCUAAUGUCAUCUCGAUCAGAAAUUGACCAUCCAAUUUGCCAAGAAUGCACAGAUAUGCUUUUGGAGAGUUUGAAUAAACAAUUAUCAGACGCAUCUAAAGAACGUGAUUGCUAUAUAGAUUUUCUAAAGAAAGUAAACUCUAAUGUGAUAAGUGAUGCUAAACAAGAAGAUCUUCGUCAAGAGAUACAAGAGAUACAAGCCCGUGAAUCGCGUGCUAUUACUACUCUAAAAGAAAUAGAGCGUGAAAGGGAUAAUAUGAAGAGAGAAUUAGCUGAAUUGGAGCAAGAGGCAAACGAAUUGGAUAAACUUGAAGAAAGUUAUUGGAAGGAAUUCAAUGACUUUCAUAUUCAACUGCAAAUAUUUCAAAAUGAGAGAGAUAGCGUUAAUGUCAAAUAUGAUCAUGAUGCAAAACAAUUGGAAAAAUUGCAAAAAACCAAUGUUUAUAAUGAUACAUUUUGCAUAAGUCAUGAUGGGAGUUUCGGUACCAUAAAUGGGUUCCGAUUAGGUCGAUUACAAAAUCAGCCUGUCGAAUGGAGCGAGAUCAACGCUGCCUGGGGACAAGCAGUUCUUUUACUGGCUACUAUUGCCAACAAGCUUAAUUUCACAUUUAAAACGUAUCGUCUUGUUCCUUUAGGUUCAUUUUCUCGAAUAGAAAAAAUUGGCGAUGACGAACAAAGUUAUGAACUAUACGGUUCGGGGGAUAUCGGAAUAGGGCGAAUAUUCCAAAACAACCGCUUUGACAAUGCAAUGGUCGCAUUUCUUAAUUGUUUGCAGCAAUUAGGAGAUUACGCCGAAAGACAAGAUCAUAAUUUAAAGCUACCAUACCGAAUUAAUAAGGAUAGGAUAGGAGAUGUCUCCAUAAAGAGACAAUUUAACCAAGACGACAAUUGGACUCGUGCACUUAAAUAUACCUUGACAAAUACAAAGUGGAUAUUAGCCUACGCAUCGUCAUCCAAUCAUGAUUGGAGUAAACAGAGAUCGAAUUUUCUUUCGACACGUUGA
Molecule: messenger RNA, 1440 nt
Organism: Ambispora leptoticha
Lineage: Eukaryota; Fungi; Glomeromycota; Glomeromycetes; Archaeosporales; Ambisporaceae
Source: the annotation of a GenBank genome assembly